CCGUCGAUGGGGACAGUUGAUCUUUCCGCCUCCAAUCAGCUGAUCCUCGAGCAGCCGAAAUUCCGUCCGCGUUUCCAAUUGGACUCUCGAUCGCAUCGCAUCGCCCACUAGUUUUCAGUUUAUUUUCGGUCAUAUGUGCUAAUAAUUGCCGAGUGCCAGUGCCAACUUAAGUGCAAGUGAUCGUCUGCUAAAAAGACGGAAGAUUCUUUCUGCCGGCCAACAAGGCCACAAUGAAAUCAAAGUACGAGAACAUGAAGAUCAUCUACAAUCGUAGCAAGAUCGGCUGGUAUUGGGCUCCUCUAUUUGUUGCCUGCUGGUUCCUGCUCUUCUACCUGGUGGUGAUUCCCAGUUUCCAUCGGAUGCCAAAGCUGAAAACCCUGGAGGAUGAACGCGAAGAGCCGGGUCAAUUCAUUGGGGAACGGGCGGAGAACACACUCUUGAGACUUUCGAAAAUCGGACCAAAAGUCGUGGGAAGUGCGGCCAAUGAACAGGUUGCUGUUCAAUUUCUUCUCAGUGAAAUUGGAGAUAUUAUAAACGAAGCGCGAACGGAUCUAUAUGAUAUAGAAAAGGAUGUUCAGGUUGCCUCUGGAAACUAUUUACUCUGGUCCAUGGUCAACGUCUAUCAGAGCAUCCAGAAUGUGGUGGUUAAACUCUCUCCGAAGAAUGCCACCAGUGAAGCUGCUCUUCUCAUCAAUUCUCAUUUUGAUUCCGUUCCGGGAAGCUCAGGAGCCGGAGAUGCUGGCAUGAUGUGUGUGAUCAUGUUGGAAGUGUUGAGGGUAAUCACCAAGUUCGAGACACCACUCACGUACUCGGUGGUGUUCCUCUUCAAUGGAGCGGAGGAAAAUCCCCUACAAGGCAGCCACGCGUUCAUCACCCAACAUCCUUGGGCGCAAAAUGUCAAAGCGGUUAUGAAUUUGGAUUCCGCUGGCAGCGGAGGACGAGAAAUUCUCUUUCAAUCCGGACCAGAUCAUCCUUGGCUGAUGAAGUACUAUGGCAAAAACAUAGUUCAUCCGUUUGCCUCCACUAUCGGAGAGGAAUUGUUCCAGAACGGGUUUGUUCCCUCAGAGACCGAUUAUCGCGUGUUCCGCGACUACGGCAAUAUACCCGGUCUCGAUAUGGCGCAGACUUUGAAUGGUUAUGUGUACCAUACCAAAUAUGAUCGCUUUAAUCUCAUCCCGCGUCGAACUUACCAAUUAACUGGCGAAAAUAUCUUGGCUUUGGUCAAGGCUUUGGCGAAUGCCGAGGAACUGGAGAAUCCAGCUAAAUACGCCGAGGGUCACAUGAUAUUCUUCGACAUGAUGGGCUGGUUCUUUGUUUAUUAUCCGGAGAGUACAGGUGUCAUUAUCAACAUUUCCGUGUGUGUCUUGGUGUGCAUUACCAUCGUGGGAUAUAUUUUGACCAUGUCCAGUAGUACGGGAAUGUUCCGCAGACGGAUUUGGGCCAAGUUUGGCAUUCUAACUGCUCUCCAGGUUACGGGAGUUGCUUUAGGAAUUGCCCUGGUUCUUUCGAUAGCCUUGUUCCUUGAUGCAGUGAAUCUUCCAAUGUCUUGGUUUGCCCAAAACUGGAUGCUCUUUGGUCUCUACUUUUGUCCUAUGAUAUUCGGAAUGGGUAUUGUUCCAGCUAUUUACUUUAGUCGCACCAAGGAGCAUGGUUUACCUUUGGGCUAUGGCAUUCAGCUUUUGAUGCAUUCGCAUUGUCUGAUUUUGACCAUUAUCACCGCCAUAAUGGUGAGCUAUAGUAUUCGAUCGGCGUUUGUUAUAAUGCUCUGCAUUGGUUUCUACACUUGUUCUGUGUUGAUUAACUUGGUCACCAAAGCUCACAAAACAAACUUCCUUUGGCUUAUACCUCACUGCAUUUGCCAGAUAAUGCCCUUCAUGUUCUAUACGUACUGCUGCUAUGCCUUCUAUGUGGUAUUUGUACCCAUGCAAGGACGCGAAUGCAAUACCAAUCCUGAGAUACUAAUGGGUUUCUUCACCGCCCUGAUGGUUCUACUAUUUGCACCCUUUUUGGUUCCCUUGUUCUGUCUUUUCCGCAAAUCGAAAACGAUUAUCUCGAUGUUUGGUAUCUGCACGAUAGUAUUUAUUAUAUUAGCCGCUACACCUGUUGGCUUUCCUUAUGCCGAUAAGACAGCUGCCCAGCGAUUCUUUGCAGUGCACACAGCUCGAACUUUCCACGAUGGCGAUGCAGCAAGUACUGUUACCAAAUCCGAUUCGGGAUACUUUGUGCUUCCAGUCGAUCGUCGUCCUCACACCGUAGAUGAUAUCCUCUUUGAAAACACCAACUUUACAAAGGCAGAACCCAUGGACUGUGAUACGGAGAUUAUGUGUGGUUUCCCCAUUUACAGUUCGCGAUGGUUGAAUGCAGUUGACAACAGCUAUUUUAUACCUGGUCCAGAACCCAAUAAGGCAUAUACUCCCACUCUAACCAUUUUGGGUAAAUCAAGUAGUGCCGCAACAAACAUUAACUUUGAUCUCGAGAUUUCUGGCCCUGAUCACACGAGCAUAUUCAUACUGCCCUUAAACGAUACCAAAUUGGUGGAUUGGUCCUUUACCAGGGAACCAUUGGAGAACAAUGUAACGCCUCCUUACUAUGUGUACUGGUCAUAUGCUUUGGAUCCAAAGCCUCUCCAAUUUUCACUGGAAUUCGAGCACGACGAUCCCAAUUGGUCGGGCGGCACUUUCAAAAUAGCGCUGAUGGGCCACCGAAUACAUGAUGAUAUGUUCGUAACCUCAGACUUCCGGGAGUUCCUGGCCACGUUUCCAUCUUGGGCGCAUGUCAGCUCCUGGAUUGGAUCCUACAACAGCUGGCAACUGUAAUGAUGGGCCCAACAGUUCCUUUUGCGAACCAAACUCAGUCCCCGUUUUUGCCAUGACACCUCAGCCACUGUUAAAUUUGGUACUACCUACUAGUAUUACCAAUAAACCCAAUGCAACGAACAAAGUGUCAAAACCAGAAUGGCACAUCCUAAGUUACGAUUAGACCAGUGUAGUUACUACUUUGUAAUUUUAUUAAAAUAUACUAUAACUUAUUUGUUAAGAUAAGCCAGUU
Molecule: messenger RNA, 3048 nt
Organism: Drosophila ficusphila
Lineage: Eukaryota; Metazoa; Arthropoda; Insecta; Diptera; Drosophilidae
Product: endoplasmic reticulum metallopeptidase 1
Exons: 11
Coding region: 231-2816 (861 amino acids)
Biological process (GO): proteolysis
Molecular function (GO): metalloexopeptidase activity
Source: RefSeq, a predicted model, not a curated record